Phragmites australis (common reed) is the source of this 1884-nucleotide messenger RNA. RefSeq lists its product as uncharacterized. NCBI's taxonomy places the organism in Eukaryota, Viridiplantae, Streptophyta, Magnoliopsida, Poales, Poaceae. The record is from RefSeq and is a predicted model, not a curated record. Bases 1 to 1884 code for a protein of 627 amino acids. The transcript has a single exon.
AUGGAGUACGGAUUGUUGGUGGCGCUGCUGAACGAAUGGGCGGUACAAAUUCUGGUCCUUUUCAGCUUCGGACUGCAAGUUUUCCUGCUCUUGUUCGCUUGGAUCCGUCGCCACAACGUUUCUCCGGUGCCAAGAUUGCUACUGUGGAUGGCUUACCAGCUGGCUGACUCCACCGCGCUCUUCACCCUUGGCCACCUCUCCAUUAGCAGCAGGCUGCAAAACCACCAUCUGGUCGCGUUCUGGGCGCCGUUCCUCCUGGUGCAUCUCGGUGGCCAGGACACCAUCACGGCCUACUCUUCCGAAGACAACGGGAUCUGGCUGCGCCACCUGCAGACUCUCAUCGUGCAGGUCUUGGGAGCUGCCUAUGUUCUCUAUAAGUAUAUACCAGGCAGCGAGACCUUGGUCAUUGUGGCCGCCGUCCUGAUUUUCGUCGUGGGUAUUCUCAAGUAUGGAGAGAGGAUAUGGGCGCUCAAGUGCGCCAGCAUGGACAGCAUCUGGAGCUCUCUCGACAAGUCAGAUGCCAGCAUCCGUGAUGAGGAAAACGAUAAGCUUCUCCGCGAGUUGCUGGAGAGAAGAGACUGCUUGGAUGCCGAGGAAGUUCUGAUGGCAGCUCACGGCCUUCUGGAUGUUUGCAAGGGGUUAUUCAUCGGCUUGAGGAGGGUGCAGCGUGGGUGCAUGCAUGAAGUCAUGGAGUCUUUCAAAUUGUGUGGCUAUCUUGACAAGUUGAUGGAGAUGGAGCUGUCCCUGAUGUACGACAUCAUGUACACCAAGGCGGCCGUGAUCCACACCUGGUAUGGAUGCUGCAUCCGCGUCAUUGCGCCGGUUGCCACAUUGGCUGCGUUCCUGCUGUUUCAGAUCAGCAGCAAAGAAGGGCACAACAGACAUGAUGUCACCAUCUCCUACAUCUUGCUGGUUGGGGCCGUGGUCUUGGAGAUGGCAUCCCUGGUCAGGGCGAUCGGGUCGACUUGGACACGGGCCUGGCUGUACGACAAGAAAUGGCAUCGGCUCCACGAUCAACUUGUGGCUCUCCGCCAGCUUUUCAGGGCAUCAAAACAUAGGAAAUGGUCCGGCUCCGUUGGGCAGUACAACUUGUUACUGUCCUGCGCCCGUGACAAAGGAGAGCCCGCAGGCAAAACGAUGGCAAGGUUACCCGGUCUGGGGCUUAUCGGUGACUGGUGGAGCAAACUGCGCCACUCGCAGUCGCAGUCCGUCAGGGUUUCUGGCUCUACCAAGGAGUUGGUGCUGAGAGAGUUGCUACGGAUUGUAGGACAGAGUAAGGAAAUUGGUUCAUUCCCGGGUCUGCUCACGCUACAACAUUUCAAUCUUGACGAUCUCAUCAGCUGGAGCAUCCAGGACAUUGGUUUUGAGGACAGCAUCAUUGCUUGGCACGUCGCCAGUGAGAUCUGCCUGUUCAAGGAUCGCAGCAAUAAAGAGAAGCUGCUAGAGGCGAUCAAGGUGCUAUCUAACUACAUGAUGUUCCUCCUUGUUGAACGCCCCUACAUGCUGCCCGGCCCUGUGCGCCGCAGCCGUUACCUUCAGGUCCGCGAUGAUUUGUGCGGAAUGAUGCGAGGUACAACGGGAGCUGAUCAUACAGCACCGGAGAAGAGAGUUGAGUGGGCGCUGCGUACGGGGUUACGUGUUCUUGUGAACUCCUUUGAUGCUCCCGCUGAUUACGACACUGGAGUAAGACUGGCCGAUGUGCUCUACCACCAACCCCGCAAGCUGGAAGUCAUCUUUGGUGUGUGGGUCGAGAUGCUUUGCUACGUUGCCGACCACUGCAGCAGAGAAUCUCAUGCCAGGCAGCUCAGUAGCGGCGGCGAGCUCGUCACCAUCGUGUGGCUUAUGGCAAGGCACGCCAACCUGUCCUACUCUUCAACGGCUUAG